AUGUGCGCCUUCUCUGACUGGGGAGAGCAUCUGCUUUCGUUCUACUUUUCCCUUCGUCUUUCGGUCUCUCUUUUUGGCCAGGUUGCCUCCUUACAGUCUUUAUUUUUUUCGAUUCGACGCUAUAAACCAACUAUAACCGACUUUCAAACGACGACCACCUCAAAUUUAUCGUCCAAGACCAACGCAUUCGUCGUCAUGAUGGCCAAGUUCAUUGCCACCUUCUUUGUCGCCGUUUUGGCCUUCGCGCCAAUUGUCUCUGCUGCUCCUGCUGCCAUUGAGCCCUCCGAUUUGGUCACUCGCGGAGGAUUCAAAUCCUUCAACAACUGGGGAGGCUUCCAUUCCUUGAAUGGUUUCGACAACUUCUACGGUGUUGAUAACUUUGGCAACUCGCACUUCAGCCCAAAGUCAAUCACCAUCGUCAAGGAGAAGCAGCUCGUUUGCCGUGCCCAAAGUAUAGAGAUCAUUCAACAACGGCUCCUGAUCAUUCAGGAAAUGGCCAAGCGCAUCAUCACCGAGCAGGUCUGCGAAGUGGAGAUCCAGACCAUCGUCUUCGAGCAGUUCUACGCCAGCCUGCACGGGUUCAGCCGCGACCUCCGACGCUUCUCUGGACGCCAAGUUGGGUACGAUGCUGGCAUUGCGAACCAUUUCGGGUCAAUAAUCUCAAGCGAUGGCUCGCUCACGACAAACAACUUCGGUUUCUCCGGCCACGACCUCGGAAAGUCGUAUGUCAUCCCUGUUGGCAAUAAUUGGGACAACGCACGCUCUUUCGGAACAGUCGGGAGCGCUUACCGCGCCGCUCGCAGCGCUGUUGUCUCCUUCUGA
Cyclocybe aegerita is the source of this 822-nucleotide messenger RNA. The record is from the annotation of a GenBank genome assembly. Lineage: Eukaryota; Fungi; Basidiomycota; Agaricomycetes; Agaricales; Hemipholiotaceae.